Scheffersomyces coipomensis is the source of this 1632-nucleotide messenger RNA. RefSeq lists its product as uncharacterized. NCBI's taxonomy places the organism in Eukaryota, Fungi, Ascomycota, Pichiomycetes, Serinales, Debaryomycetaceae. The record is from RefSeq and is a predicted model, not a curated record. The coding region runs from base 1 to 1632 and encodes 543 amino acids. Gene Ontology annotation, molecular function: protein binding. The transcript has a single exon.
AUGGAUUAUGAUACUAUAUUCCUUACCAAAUACUUUCUAUCAUUUACGUAUGAUAUCACAAUCGAUAUAAUUCGUUUACUUCCUAACCCUUUGAUUGAAUGUUUAUUGAAUACAAACGCAUUUGAUUUAGUGGUUUAUAAUGAGUUCUUGAGGCAUCUAAUUGUUUGCAAAAACUAUGAAAGAAGUUCAAAGUUUGUUAUAGGAGCAAUGUUAGAAAACUCUUUAGAACUGUUAACAUCAUUUAAUUAUACAGAUCCAGAUUUAACUUUACAUAAUUGGCCUCAGAAUUUUUCACCAAGAACUGUUCAUAUUUAUGAAGAUUAUGAAGAAGUGGAAUUUUAUCUCUCUUUUGAUCAUGAGUUCUUAAAAACGGUUCAUGAUAUUAGAAUUACAGUUCUGAUGUCGUUGGACGAAUUAAAAAAAUAUGGUAUGUUUACCAAGAUAAUAGACUUCCCAAACUUAACAACAUUAAACAUUGAAUUUAAUUGUGGAAUUGAAUGGAUUAAGUUUCCCUAUAAUUUUAAUGGCAAAAGUGAUAUUUUAGAAUUCAAGAAAUUUGCUGAGAGGUUAGGUAGUCCCGAGAGUAUGUAUGAUAUUACUGAAAGAUUGCCUAUCAGUAUUGAAUCUUUGCGUGUAGGAAAUAUUAUUGACUAUGCCAAUUUAAAUUAUUUAAUGAAUUUGAAGUCCAUGUCAAUAACUUGUUUUACCGUGAAAGAUUUGAACAAUUUUCCAACUUCAUUAGAAAAGCUUAGUCUUUCUAGUUGUACAUUCAAUCGUUUGAUUGAAUACAUAAAUUGGCCACCAAAUUUGAAAUCUCUUAAUAUCGAACUAAGUGAAAUGUCAUCAAUCAGAACCUCAGUUAAUCUUGUGAAUUGGCCAAAAGGUUUAACAAAUCUAACUUUGAACAAUAAUAAAUUUACAAGUUGCAAUAUAGGUAAUUUACCUCAAAGUUUGGAAUAUUUAGAAAUAACUUCAAAAUCAAGUUAUCCAAUUAACUUUAAUAGUGAAGUUCCUGAUGGUUAUUGUCGCACAUUUCCUAGAUCAUUAAAACAAUUAAAGUUAAGCUCGAUUACAUUCGCAGAUAGUCUUUAUUGUGAUAUAGAGUUUCCUGUUAAACUAGAGAAAUUAGAAUUGAAAAUUGGUUUGAAAACACUUAUUAGUUAUAUAUUCCCACCUUCAUUGACAGAUUUAGACUUAAGUUUCAAUAAUAUAACAAGUUUAGAAACGUAUAAUUGCAAUUCUAAAGACUGGAAACAGUUAGUGAAUUUGAAACAUCUAAAUUUGAUGGGAAAUCCUUUGAAUGUUUCUGGAAUAAAGAAUUGGUUACCCCCUACAAAUUUAAAACAUCUAAAUUUAAGUUGUACUCACAUCACAAGUUUAGAAAUGGAAUUGUUUAAUGAAUCAAAUAAGAAUUAUACCAAUAGUCUUACUAAGAUUGAUGUUUCACACACCUAUAUAGUUAGAGUACCACCAGAUUUCUAUUUACCGGAUAAUGUUUAUCAAUUUGACAUAAGUGAAAGUCACUUGAACUAUAACUUUCUUCCUGUAUUGCUAGGUAGUAAGAAAUUUAUAAGGGCUGUUUUCCCAAUUUUGCCUCUUAAUAAUUUUCAUAGAAUAUUUUAUAAUACUUAA